AUGAAGAUAUGCUACCAUGCAUGGUAUAACACUAUUAAUGAGAUUGGCUACAAGCUCCUCGUGAACCAUAGGAAUUACAUCAUUUUUCAUUUGAGAAAGAUUCUGAGCACCAUCUCUUUCUCUCUCUCUCUCUCUCUCUCUAUCUCUCUCUCUCUCUCUCUCUAUAUAUAUAUAUAUAUAUCUAUCUCUCUAUCUAAUUCUCGCCCUCGCCCUCACCCUCUUGCCAUUCUCUCAAUCUCAAUUCUAAGAUUUCCUUGCAUAAUCCUAUUACAGGUUGUGGACUUGUGUGAGGCAUUCUUGCUUGGGGCAAAGUGGUUCAACGAAAAGAUCAUCCCAAAUGUAGAGGAGUAUUUGAAGAACAAUGUCACCUCGACAGGAACACAUGUGGCCUCCCUACAUGUCUUCUUUCUUCUAGGGAGCCCCAUCUCGAAGGUGAGUCUACGCCUUGUUUGCAGUCGCAAAGGUCUACUCAUUAUAGCAAAAGGAUCCUCCAAGUCUGGAACAACUAGACUUCUUGAUAACUACGCCUCAUAAACUUUUGAUGAUUCGGGUAUCGGAAUAUUGAUUUUCCACAUCGAUGUGUUGCAAGAAGAACAAGAGAGAGGGGACGUGGCUUCGAGCAUGUAGUGCUACAUGCAAGAAAGAGGAGUUGCGGAGAGGAUGGCGAUGCUCAAAAGUACAUUAGAGGGCUAAUAAGCACUGUGUGGAAGGAUCUCAAUGGGGAGGCCAUGGCUCCUUUGCCAUUGCCUCUCUCCAUCAUCAAUGUCUUCUUCAAUCUUGCACAGACCUCAUAGUGCUUUUACCAACACAGCGACGACCCCAAGGCCCCAAGGGUUGAUGACAUAGUCAAGGCAUUUAUCUUUCGCUCGUCAAAUAGGAGAUGA
Molecule: messenger RNA, 884 nt
Organism: Spirodela intermedia
Lineage: Eukaryota; Viridiplantae; Streptophyta; Magnoliopsida; Alismatales; Araceae
Source: the annotation of a GenBank genome assembly